Messenger RNA from Anopheles gambiae (African malaria mosquito), 3535 nucleotides. RefSeq names its product sodium/potassium/calcium exchanger 4 (gene zyd). The coding region runs from base 412 to 2226 and encodes 604 amino acids. Gene Ontology annotation, molecular function: calcium, potassium:sodium antiporter activity; calcium channel activity. The record is from RefSeq and is a predicted model, not a curated record. The transcript has 8 exons. Gene Ontology annotation, biological process: intracellular calcium ion homeostasis; calcium ion transmembrane transport. Gene Ontology annotation, cellular component: membrane. NCBI's taxonomy places the organism in Eukaryota, Metazoa, Arthropoda, Insecta, Diptera, Culicidae.
AAUAUUACAUGAACUUUGGAGAUGCUGUGUAGUUUAAUAGAAGAACGCUUAAUAAGAUCUUUAUUGCUUGCCAAAAUAGUUUUAAAAUAUGCCUCCACUUGAUUAGUUCCACAAAUUGAUCUAUAUUCGAGCGUCUUCAAGUGCCUUUGGAACGAUCGCCAUCGCUCGUGGAUGUCUCCGGAUGUUCCCAUCCUGCGUGGAUGUCCCAUGGACUGUAACACCUGCCUUCCAUAGUGUUCGUUCGUCCGCUCAGUUGUGCCUGAGUUGUGGCUGUGUGCGAGUGUGUGUCUGUGAGUGUCUUCAUUUCUUCUCCGGUUCAAUUUGCCCUGUCGUCCUGAAUUGACGACCAUUGUGUAACGCUUCUCGUUUGAUGUGGUCGGCCGUCGGAAGAUAGUUGCUAGAUGCUUGGGGAUGAACUGCACACAACCCGCCAUCGAUGACUUUCCCCGGGACCUGUUCACCGAGGAGCAGCGCCAGAAUGGGGCAGUAGUGUUACAUGCAAUCGCUAGUUUAUAUUUAUUUGUAGCUUUGGCCGUAGUUUGUGAUAAGUAUUUUGUACCUGCCGUCGAGAAGAUUUGCCAAGCGUUAAACAUGUCCAACGAUGUAGCCGGUGCCACGUUUAUGGCAGCGGCCACCUCCGCCCCAGAACUGUUCGUGAACGUGAUUGGCACGUUCAUCACCGAAGGUGACAUCGGCGUCGGCACCAUCGUGGGCUCUGCCGUCUUCAAUAUCCUGGCCGUGGCGGCCUGCUGUGGCAUCGGUGCCGGCAUGGUAGUGCCACUGGACUGGUGGCCGCUGACGAGGGACUGUUUGGCGUACGGCAUUACGGUGGCCAUCCUGAUUUGCAUCAUCCAUGACGAGCGGGUCGAGUGGUACGAGGCACUGAUAUUGGUGUUGCUGUAUAUUGUGUACAUCGCUGUGAUGUACUAUGACAAGUCGUUUCAAAAGUGUGCCAGAGGUGGUUUGAAGCACGCCCGAAAGCGAAGAUCCCACGAUACCUCCAGUAGCCUCAAGUCGGAUUCUAGCCGAACGCAAGAGGCAAUUGAGGCGCGCACACCGCUGCGCAUCGGACACUUCCAGCAGAACGGCAACUUGAAGAAUGUGGCCCAUAUCGAUGCACCCGCGGAAUUGACGUCACCAGCUGGCGGGGUGGACGUAGAAAUGCAAAUUAAGCCAUUUACAUCGAUCGACUUGCGUGCGCCGCCGGGCGGGACGGCAACCGCCACGACCGAUCUCGAAACACACAAGCCAAGCGCCGGCCCAUCGUCAGUCGACCCGGCCCCAGCCGAGGGUGAGGUGGGCGAUGUGCCCGAGCGGCCACCGCCACCGCCAAGUCCAGCCACACCGCCGGUCCAGGAGCAGGACGCCGGCGUGAAUGGUGUGAAGGAAACGGUGGCCGGUACGCUACCGCCGAAGGAGUGGAACGGUGAGAAUGGGCACGGCACGACCGGUCCGGUGGCGGAGGCCGUUGUUAGAGCGCUGGAAAGUGGUAGCACUGGUGCGGAAGCCGAUGGCAACGUUGAGGGCGGAGCUAACGGCAACGAUGGGGAAAGUGCGCCAGAGAAGGAUGAUGAGGAUGAGUUUAAGCUGCUAAAGUACCCGCUCGGCAAGAGUGCGUUCACGCAGUUCUCGUGGAUCAUUACCUGGCCGAUCCAUCUGCUGUUCAUGUUCACCAUACCGAACUGCGAGACGCCACGUUUCCGGAACUGGUUCCCGCUGACGUUCAUCAUGUGCAUCGUGUGGAUUGGCUCGCUGUCGUACGUCGUCGCGUGGAUGAUAACGAUCAUUGGCGAUACGCUCAAGAUACCGGACUCCGUAAUGGGCAUCACGUUUCUGGCUGCCGGUACGAGCGUGCCGGAGGCCGUUUCCAGUGUGAUAGUAGCAAAGCAAGGUCACGGUUCGAUGGGCAUCAGCAACUCGAUCGGUUCGAACACGUUCGACAUACUGCUGUGCCUGGGGUUGCCCUGGUUCAUCAAGGCGGCCUUCUCCCCGAUCGAACCGGGCCACCACUGGGUCGGCAUCAACUCGGCCGGGCUGGAGUAUUCGGCCAUCUCGCUCCUCUCCACGCUGCUGAUGCUGUACAUCGCCUUUUCGCUGAACAAGUUCAAGCUGGACCGACGGGUCGGCAACGCCUGCCUCAUCAUGUACGCGGUAUUCCUCAUUCUGGCCAGCCUGAUCGAGCUGAAUGUGUUCUUCCGCGUCAACCUGCCGACCUGUGGACGGUGAGCCAGCGUAGAUGCUGGGAUGUGUUAGUGGUGUGGCAGUUCUGCAAGAAGUUCUGCUGCCCAGGAGCGGGCAGUUGUGCGAUUAGGGAAUCGAAUCGAGGGCGGUAUUGGGCGUGCAAACCUUUGGUGGCAUUCGGAACUAGCACCGGGUAGCGUAGCGAAGGUUUGCUAAGGUCUAAACAUAUUUUUUUGGAUUCCACUCCUCUUGGAGUGGAAGAAUACACAUCUUGAGAGGUGAAAACCCUCUGACGGGUAUGUAGAUCAAGCUGUAUGCAUUGUUGUCCAUGUAUCUACCAACCCAGCCAGCGUAUUAUAAGCUCUCUAGUUUACCUAUGACAACGGUAAUCUCUGCAGUAAGCUGUCGAAUGGUCAGUUAACAGGCUACACAUUCCAGAGCUAUCGGGUGCCUCAAACACAUCUCAACACUGUGGAUCACCCAGUAGCAUUAAAGUUAUCCACAGUAUUUUCUUCACAACUCACAAAAAACACACAUAGUUGGCGUAAGCAUUCCCCUUUUCAUACGACAAAACAACUUAACCAUAAAGUCAAACCGUCGUUAGUUGUUUAUUCGAGUUGGAUGUUUGGAUGUUGUUGUCAGGAAAGCAGGGAUAUGACUAACAGCGUCAAACAAGACAAUAGAAGAAAAGGAAUAACAACAAAAGAAUAUUUGUAAAUUGUAAGCAAUUGUAAGUAAAGCAUCUAUCAAAACAGGUAACACAGGAUACCACAAUCACUAAAAUUUGAGGAGUAAAUCAUUUGAUCUUCGAAAGUAACUACAAGAAAACAAUUACAAACACAUAUAAAUCAGUUUUGUGCAUUAACACACCAUAGUGUGGUUAUGAGAGUAGAUGCCAAGCAUACCUUUUUCCAACACAAACUUCCUUUCUCCAAGCUGGACUUAGUUGGGCACGUGUACCGCGUCACGUACUGUUGGCGCACUUGAGCUUCUCGAAAAUCCCUAACCUCGUUUGCCGCAAACGAGAUGAUGAUGUCGAUGAUGUGUCUCGUGUGCUGGAGCGAUAACCGUUGAUCUGUUGUAAAUAUUUAACCUCCAUCCCGCGAAUGCGAUUCCAUGCGAUCAAGUGUACCUUCUGUGGUAAGUUCUAACUCCAAAAAAACAGCGUUUCCGUUUUCCCCUUGUUAGUUGUGUACGAUCUCUUAAGAAGAGAAAAAAUAAACUGCAUAUUACAGACAUCAACAGACAAAACAAGCAAACCAAGAUGAAACUAACAAAGAGUGUUUGUGCGUGUUUCAAAACGUAGUAGUGAAUUAUGAAUAUACAGAAAUACAUGUUACGUUGCUAAGGUACA